This is a messenger RNA of Acanthosepion pharaonis, 1755 nucleotides long. NCBI's taxonomy places the organism in Eukaryota, Metazoa, Mollusca, Cephalopoda, Sepiida, Sepiidae. The record is from the annotation of a GenBank genome assembly.
AUGAGAUGUGAGGAUAACAUCCGAUUUCCCUGGGAUUACCGCCAGUCGAAUUUUCUCAGCUUUGUUGAGGAAAUUAUCAGGAUUCGCACGGGUUCGAUAUUUAUCCCUGGGUACGAUUCGGACUUUUUGACGUUUUCCUUCGCGGUCCCUGAUCUGCUAUCUCUCUCUCUCUCUCUCUCUCUCUCUCUCUCUCUCUCUCUCUCUCUCUCUCCCUAUGCCGCGUCUGCCGCUUCUCUCGCCCGGGAACUGACAACAUCUAUCUAUCUAUCUAUCUAUCUAUCUAUCUAUCUAUCUAUCUAUAACAGACAACGAAUAGUAUUUAUUCCUUCACUCCAUGUUCCUCCAUUAUUUGUUCCCUCACUCCGUGUUCCCCCAUUCCAGGUUCCUGCAGUAAGUUUUCUCUAUUCCUUGAACAUCAGAGGUUUAUUCCUCCACGGCAUGUUCCUCCAUUAUUUGUUCCCUCACUCCGUGUUCCUGCAUUCCAGCUUCCUUCAUAAGUUUUCUCAAUUACUUGUACAUCAAUGGUUUAUUCCUUCAAUCCAUGUUCCUCCAUUAUUUGUUCCCUCACUCUGUGUUCCUCCAUUCCAGGAUCCUUCAGUUUAUUCCUUCACUCCAUGUUCCUCCAUUAUCUGUUCCCUCACUCCGUGUUCCUCCAUUCCAGCUUCCUUCAGUAAGUUUUCUCUAUUCCUUGUACAUCACUGGUUUAUUCCUUCACUCCAUGUUCCUCCAUUAUUUGUUCCCUCCUCCGUGUUCCUUUUCAUUUGUUCUCUAUUCUUGAACAUCAGAGGUUUAUUCCUCCACGGCAUGUUCCUCCAUUUCAGGUCCUCCAUUCCAGGAUCCUUCAGUAAGUUUUCUCUAUUCCUUGUAAAUCACUGGUUUUAUUCCUUCACUCCAUGUUCCUCCAUUAUCUGUUCCAUGACUCCGUGUUUCUCCAUUCAUUCCUCCAGAGGUUUUAUCUCUCUCCACAUCACAGGUUUAUUCCUUCAUGUUCCUCCAUUAUUUGUUCCCUCACUCCGUGUUCCUCCCUUCAUUUUCUCUAUUCCUUGUACAUCACUGGUUUAUUCCUUCACUCCAUGUUCCUCCAUUAUUUUUCCCUCACUCCGUUUCCUCCAUUCCAACCUUCAUCUCUAUUCCUUGAACAUCAGAGGCUUAUUCCGCCACGGCAUGUUCCUCCAUUAUCUGUUCGAUCACUCCGUGUUCCUCCAUUCCAGGUUCCUUCAUAACAUUUCUCUAUUCCUUGAACAUCAGAGGUUUAUUCCUUCACUCCAUGUUCCUCCAUUGUUUGUUCCCUCACUCCGUGUUCCUCCAUUUCAGGUUCCUUCAGUUCCUUCAGUAAGUUUUCUCUUUUCCUUGAACAUCAAUGGUUUAUUCCUUCACUCCAUGCUCCUCCAUUAUUUGUUCCCUCACUCCAUGUUGCUAUAUUCCAGGUUCAAUAAUAAGUUUUCUCUAUUCCUUGAACAUCACUGGUUUAUUCCUUCACUCAGUGUUCCUCUAUUAUUUGUUCCCUCACUCCGUUUGCCGCCAUUCCAGGUCCCUUUAGUAUGUUUUCUCUAUUCCUUGUACAUCAAUGGUUUAUUCCUUCACUUCAUUUUCCUCCAUUAUUUGUUCCCUCACUCCGUGUUCCUCCAUUCCUUGUUCCUUGUUCCUCCAGUAUGUUUUCUUUAUUCCUUGUACCUCACCGAUUUUUUCCUUUACUCAAUUUUCCUUCAUUAUCUGUUUCUUUAUUCUUUUUUCAUAUGUUACUUCAUUCCUUAA